Messenger RNA from Asterias rubens (European starfish), 699 nucleotides. RefSeq names its product 40S ribosomal protein S13. The record is from RefSeq and is a predicted model, not a curated record. Gene Ontology annotation, biological process: translation. Gene Ontology annotation, cellular component: cytosolic small ribosomal subunit; nucleolus; ribosome. Bases 50 to 505 code for a protein of 151 amino acids. Gene Ontology annotation, molecular function: structural constituent of ribosome; small ribosomal subunit rRNA binding. Lineage: Eukaryota; Metazoa; Echinodermata; Asteroidea; Forcipulatida; Asteriidae. The transcript is spliced from 6 exons.
UUUUAUGUUCUUGAUCACGUGAUACGGCCUUUCCACAAAAUCAGCCAUCAUGGGUCGCAUGCACGCACCAGGCAAGGGUAUCUCCUCUUCGGCCUUACCUUACCGUCGAAGUGUACCAACAUGGUUGAAGCUAUCAUCAGAUGAUGUCAAAGAACAGAUUUACAAGCUGUCAAAGAAGGGUCUCUCCCCGUCACAGAUCGGUGUGAUCUUGCGUGACUCCCAUGGUGUUGCCCAAGUCCGUUUCGUCACCGGCAACAAGAUCUUGAGGAUCCUGAAGGCUAAAGGUCUGGCACCCAACCUCCCCGAGGAUCUCUACUGCCUCAUCAAGAAGGCUGUGGCUGUCCGCAAACAUCUGGAGAGAAAUCGCAAGGAUAGAGACUCCAAGUUCCGCCUCAUUCUCAUCGAGAGCAGAAUCCACAGACUGGCACGAUACUACAAGACCAAAAGAGUUCUGGCUCCUACCUGGAAAUAUGAGUCAGCCACUGCCUCUGCCCUGGUAGCGUAGGAGGGGAUGACAUGUGUUUCCUGGCUAAGAACGAUGGAGGUCCAAGAGAAAUCACAAAGUGCGUCAUUUUUAUGCAGUAUGACCGGUUAAAUUCACACAAAGAUGGAAACAAAAUUUAGGUAUUGACAUUCGUUUUAUUUGAGGAAAAACAAAAAUAAAAGGGGGAGACAAACUGUUAACCUUGACUGUGAAAA